Messenger RNA from Phycomyces blakesleeanus NRRL 1555(-), 1251 nucleotides. RefSeq lists its product as hypothetical. The transcript is spliced from 5 exons. The coding region runs from base 1 to 1251 and encodes 416 amino acids. Lineage: Eukaryota; Fungi; Mucoromycota; Mucoromycetes; Mucorales; Phycomycetaceae. The record is from RefSeq and is a predicted model, not a curated record.
AUGUCAAAUGUCAAAAAAGGUUCUCACAUGUGGAACGAGAGGUUGGUAGAUGAGCAGAUCCGGAUAACGUGCCGUAAAAUAAUCAAGAAAGAAAGGAAAAAACUACUUAUGAUGAUAAUAAUGAUAUGGAAUAAUAAUUAUAUCAUGAUUUGCAAGCUAUCAAUAGGCCCAUUUUUUACUACGACUGUCUACCUUUACUUGCGUGAUCUUGUCAACCUCAAGUUCAAGUCGCGCCCGACUCCACCAUCAGGUCUCCACGCUUCCGGCUGUUUGGUUUGGUUUGGUUUGGUCUGGUCUGGUCUGGUCUGGUCUGGUUUGGAUUCGGAUUCGGAUUCAGAUACUAGUGCUGGGCUGAUCACAGACAAUGUUAUCCAGAACCUAGUACACAAGAUUUCUCGGGACUACAAUGCUGUCCGGGAAUUUCGGCUUGAUUAUCGUCUGCCCCUGUCGACCAAGAUCAAGACGAAGAGCCUGCUGCUAGCCCUUCAGUUAAACUUGAAUACUUCGUCUAUCACUUUGGUUUCAAACCUACUCGAUGUACAGCUGGCCAAUCUGUGCACCAACCUCGAAGAUUAUCUCUUUUCACUUUUUUAUUCCAACUUGCUCAGCGACAGACAGACAGCUCUACGUAUCCCGUUCACAAUCGAGGAUUAUGUGUGUGACGCACGCACCAACAUGGCGUACAUUGAGGAUGUAGUGGUACUGCUCUGGACGACCCCCUUUCUUCCGUCCGAGCAAUUUGAGUCGUUUAAUGUCCAAAAAACAUUGUUUGUGGUAAAUAAUGCUACAGUUAAUGAGGAUAGACAGUAUACCGGUAGAAAUUAUACAGACUAUGUCGACGGCUUGAAUGGAUUCCUCUUUAACAAACAAUCUGGCUACCAAAAGCGCAAUUAUGAUCGAGGAGGAUCGUCGGAGAUGAUGGGGUACUACUGUACGACUAAACAUACAAAGCUUAAGCAGACCAGUCUUGAAACACCCAUCAGAUAUACCGCCACAAAGACAUUUUGUGAGAAUAAGAAUAAUACCAAUAUUAAGAAUAAGAAUAAAAAUACGAAUACAAAUACGGAUACAAGUAUGAAUAAGAAUAAGAAUAAGAAUAAGAACAUGAAUAUGAAUAAGAAGAAGGCCCAUAGUUACAGUCCUGCCCAUCGCCACCGCACCCUUGAAAAGGUCACAACAUCUAUUCCGAAACAGACCGGGGUCUAUCCGGUACAGCCCAUUUUACGAGUAAUGUGCUUCUGGCCAGCUUAA